UCAGUAGGUAAACAUGUUGUAAACAUUGAGCGAUGGCUGCUUUCAGCAGUGACGAACAGCGUUGUAUCGAACAGCAAAUAUAUGAGUUGAGCUCCGUGUGUCCAACGCCACCCGAUAGAAUUCGAAAUGUGUAUGAACUUGAUCGAUGUGAUCAAUGGAUUAAUGCUAAUGGACUGUCAAAGGUUUGCUUGCAGUUUCCUGAUAACCUCUUAUGUGAUUCCCCUGAUGUGUUACUCAGCCUUCGGAACUCAUCGGGUGCACAAUGCUUCAUCUUAGGGGACACUUCUUAUGGGAGUUGUUGUGUGGAUGAAGUAUCAGCUGAACAUGUCCAAGCGGACGGAAUAAUUCACUUUGGGCAUGCUUGCUUAAGCCUCACUAUACGUCUUCCUGUCCUUUACAUAUUCCAAUCAAAGCCGUUAGAUGUUCAGAAUUUAAUGAAUGCAAUCAGUGCUAGGUUUGAGGACUGCAAUUCCAGCCUCCUUGUCAUUUAUGAUGUGGCUUAUUCUCAUAAAAUUGCGGAUGUUGAUAAAGCCUUAACACUGAAAUUUCCCAAUGCUGUGUCUGCUCGUCCCACUUUGAGUAAUUCUGCAAAAGAGCAGUAUAAUUGUCUUGGAAGUUCUUUCACUCUUCCAGAUAAAUCAAUUUUAGAGAAUUACAAUGUCCUAUAUAUUGGCCAUGAUGGAAGAACAUUCACAAAUUAUCUCCUGGAACUAGCAGCUUGUAAAUUAUUUCGAUAUGAUCCUGAGGAAACACAAUCAUGUGUACAACCUGCAGACGGAAAAAUUAGCAAAUUCCUGAUGAAACGAUUACAUUUAGUUGAAAGGGUAAAGGAUGCAAGAACACUUGGUAUUUUAAUUGGUACUCUUGGAGUGGAAGGGUAUUUAGAUGCUGUUGAUCGAGUCAAACUGCUUGCCAAGAAAACUGGGAAAAAAACUUAUAUUUUUGCUGUUGGGCGUCCCAAUAUCCCCAAGCUGGCAAAUUUUCCAGAGGUGGACGUUUUUGUACUUAUUGCAUGUCCUGAAAAUUCUUUAUUUGACUGGAAAGAAUUUUAUCAACCAGUUGUUUCUAUAUAUGAAGUGGAAUUAGCUUGCAACUCAGCCCGAGAGUGGUCAUCAAAAUAUGUAAUAGACUUCAGGCAACUUCUCUCAGGUGGAGGGGAUCAUGUGGAGCUAUCCGAUACCCCGGAGGACACUUUGGAUGUGUCCUUGAUAACUGGCAAAGUUCGCAACAUCGAUCUAUCUUCUUCAGUAAAUGAUUCAGAAGAGCGGAGUGUAGCUGCCAGAGCAGACUUGGCAGUUUGUGUCAGUACUGGGAGCCAAUUUCUAUCAAACCGUAGUUGGCAGGGCCUUGAACAGAGUUUAGGCCAAACCCCUGUUGAACUGGCUUCGGUUGGAAGAAUUGGUGUUGCAAGUAGUUACCAAUCGGAGCCUUUGCAAAGAAAAUUGGAGUAAAAUUCUUGUCACUUUGUCUAUUACAAACUUGCUGUUAUUGAAAA
This is a messenger RNA of Frankliniella occidentalis (western flower thrips), 1495 nucleotides long. RefSeq names its product 2-(3-amino-3-carboxypropyl)histidine synthase subunit 2 (gene Dph2). NCBI's taxonomy places the organism in Eukaryota, Metazoa, Arthropoda, Insecta, Thysanoptera, Thripidae. The record is from RefSeq and is a predicted model, not a curated record. Gene Ontology annotation, biological process: protein histidyl modification to diphthamide. The coding region runs from base 33 to 1451 and encodes 472 amino acids. Gene Ontology annotation, molecular function: 2-(3-amino-3-carboxypropyl)histidine synthase activity. The transcript has 7 exons.